AUGUCAGCCUUGUUUUCCAAGCUCAUGAGAGUCAAUGAGAUUUUUCACGCCCAAGGCUUUCAGCGGAAAGUUGUCACGGUCAAAGAUGUCCUGAGGCCCUUUGCCAUACUCUUUACAUUGAACGUUACAUUAUUGGCAACUGUUUCUGCUGUGGAUCCUCUGGUCUGGGUUUAUCAUGAUGACAAAAUCAGUGGAUGUUACCCUGCGACUUCUUUGGGUUAUGUGUUGUAUGUCUUGCUGGGCUUGUUGAAUUUGAUUGCUCUAUUCAUUCUUUGCGUCCAGGCAUACCGCGCCCGCGAUAUUGACAGUGAAUUCAGUGAGGCAAGAGGAGUUGCAUUUGCCUUGUGCACAUGGUUUGUGUCGUUCCUCAUUGUUAUACCCACAGAGCAAUUCUUGGGUUUCAAAGAUUGCAGUGAUGCACUUCACAUGCUCAGGGUUAUGUAUAUUUUUGUUGUGAGCUCAGGCACGUUGCUCUUCAUCUUUGCCCCCAUUAUUGCGCAUCAUCGGCAACGACAGCAGCAAAGGGCCAGCACUACCCAUUCUCGAACUCGAAUAUCAGGCAUUGACACACAACACCAAGCUCCAUCGAUUGGGAUCUUCUUGGACGAGGAGCGUGCCAAUGGAGCACAAACAGAUUAUGCCCAGCGCGUGGCGGAGAUGGAACUCGAGUUGAAAGUUCUCCGUUCUCGCUUGAUCGAAACUGAAGAUAUGCAAUCAGCAGAAGAAUCAGGGAAACGCGAGUCGAGUCAUAGUGAUUGA
Molecule: messenger RNA, 759 nt
Organism: Seminavis robusta
Lineage: Eukaryota; Bacillariophyta; Bacillariophyceae; Naviculales; Naviculaceae
Source: the annotation of a GenBank genome assembly